Molecule: messenger RNA, 944 nt
Organism: Podospora pseudocomata
Lineage: Eukaryota; Fungi; Ascomycota; Sordariomycetes; Sordariales; Podosporaceae
Exons: 2
Coding region: 597-944 (115 amino acids)
Source: RefSeq, a predicted model, not a curated record
CCAAGGGAUUUCAGAGAUGUGGAAGGAAAUCUCACGUUUGACGCCUGCCAAUAUUCAGGAGACGGCGCCGCCUUUUUCGCUUCACUGAAGAAAGAGAGUCGAUGCGGGCCGACUUAUGAGACAACUGCUGAUCAGCACGAUGUCUCGCCCCCUUAACUGCUCACGGGACCUACAAGGUUCGAGAUCUUUCAUCUUCCCACAAAACUCUCGCUCCUCACCAUGAUCGCCACUGGCACAUUCCUCCAAGUUCUGACUCGGAUUCAACAACAAUGAGCAAGUGUCAAGAUAUCAUCCUCUCCGCCGAGAAUCUCAUGGCGGCCGGAGGUUCUGAAAUAUUUCCAGCGGCCCCUGAAGUGUUCAGGAGAAAUGCCCUGAAAGCAAAGAGCGUAAAGGAACCUACCUUGUGUUUCCACAACAAUCUCUUGCGAUCUAGAUGCCAUAAAGACCCAUUCAAUCCCAUCCCGAGAUGAGAAGUUGAAGUUAGGUAUAGAGGUAGGCAGAUAGCUACCGACAUCUUGAUCUCAUCAAGUCUCAACUUAACUUCUAACACCUGUCCACGAUACUAAUAACUCAGUCCUCAUUGAGACUUCAUCAAGAUGUUUUUCUACCUCCUUGCCUUUGUGACGACCGCCUUUUCGGUACUGGAAAUCGUCAAAUCAGGCAACUCGUCACCGCAAUCCAAGCCGGAUCACCAGAACGAAUUCACGACUACCUCUACUUGGAAACUCGAAUGCUCGCCUUUUUCGGUUCCUGGGCGUGCUCGGAACACCGCCCUGUGGUGUACAUCGCAGCGCUUUAAUUGUGAUGUGGAUGGAGAAACGAGAUACAAGUACGCUCGGGGUCACGAAUUUGAUGAACGGUGCGUCAGCAUGUGUCAAUGCAGAAGGAAUGUUGUCCCCGGUGCGCCGUAUUUAGAAAGACUACACUUGGGGGGGAAGGGGUAG